AUGAUGCCAGCUACAACAGUCUCACCAGCUGUUAGUGUGCUAAACUAUGUUAAACAAAGUUUUGGUCGGUAUUUUGCUGUAGUUUGUUUUCUUUUCGGUGGUGUUGGUGCCAUAUUAAACGUUAUUAUUCUCACUCGACGAUCACUACGUUCAAAUCCUUGUUCAAUAUGCUUUUUAGCAUCAACAUUUGCAGAUUUAUUCAUUGUUUUUAUUAGUAUUCCGGUAAGGUUUCUAACAGCUGGUUAUAAUAUUGAUCCAACACUAUUGUCAGUAGCAACUUGUCGUAUUCAGUAUUACACAUUUUGGUUAUCUCGUGCAUUAUCAUCAUGGUAUAUUGCAUUAGCCAGUAUUGAUCGUUAUCUAAGUAGUUCAAUCAGCGCCCGAAUUCGUCGUUGGAGUAGUAAGCAGAUUGCUUAUCUUACGAUUGCUGUUGUUACUACCACGAUCUCUUUGUCAUAUAUUCAUGUGCUUAUUUAUUUUACGAUUAAUGUAACCAGAGACAAAUAUGGCAAUGUUACAUCGUUUUCAUGUAAUGGAGAAAACGGUUUCUAUCGCACAUUUGCUGCAUUUUUUCAUUUAACAUGUUACACUAUAAUACCCCCGUUACUUAUGCUCGUAUUUGGUCUGCUAACAUUGAAUAAUAUUCGACAGCAAUCUCAUUUAGUUCUACCAUCAACACAAACAAGAGCCACUACAAAAUUUGCUAACAAACAAAACCGUAAAACUGAUCGUCAAUUAUUUCUAAUGUUAUUUUUACAGGUUAUUUGUAUCUUUUUAUCAACAACACCAUUAUCCGCACAACAAUUAUAUAGCACACUUACGGCUAGUUUUGUAAAGGAUGCAUUUAAAAUGGCACAAGAUAGUCUGUUUUUAGCGGUUGUAGGUAAUAUAGCAUUUAUUGCUCAUUGUUCCCCAUUUUAUUUAUUUACAUUAGCUGGUGCAAUAUUCCGGAGAGAACUUAAAAACUUAUUCUUUAAAUUCGUAUAUCGCUGUUUCAAGAAGGAAUAUCAUGGAAGUGGAUCAACAACGUUACAGAAGCCAAUAACAAGAACAACACAAUUUUGA
Molecule: messenger RNA, 1065 nt
Organism: Didymodactylos carnosus
Lineage: Eukaryota; Metazoa; Rotifera; Eurotatoria; Philodinida; Philodinidae
Source: the annotation of a GenBank genome assembly